AUGACUAAUGUGCUCCUGCUCAGAGCCAUAUUCUUCCUUCUAUUUGCAAUCAUUUCAGAGCCCACCUUGAACCCCCGAAAGACAUAUGAAUAUAAAUAUGAAGGAGUGGUGAAUAUUGGGCGUGAUACACCAGGCCUGGCUGAAUCUGGAGUAAAACUACAGUGCAAUUUUAAAAUCACUGGAGUAUCAAUACAGACUUUUUUAUUUCAGAUCUCCAAUGUAACUUUUGAAGAGUUUAAUGGAAUCCCAGGAGUGGACUCAUUCAAAGUCUCACCUAAUCUUACUAAACAUUUGGCAGCUGUACUCACCAAACCCUUCACUUUUGAAUACACAAAAGGACAAGUAAUUAACAUCAAAACAGCGCCUGACGUCUCCAACACUAUUGUGAACAUAGUGCGAGGUAUUCUAAAGUUCCUGCAUGUUACAGUUAAAACCACCCAGUGGAUUUAUGAGCUUGAUGAGGUGGGAAUUCAUGGUUUCUGUCACAGUGCUUAUGUUAUUGAAGAUAAUGCAGCAGCUAAAGAAUUAUACGUGACUCAAAACAUUGACAUUAAAAACUGCCAUCAAAAAGCAGAAAUAUAUCAAGGAAUGGCACUGGGUUACGAAAGUAAAUCCAGCAGAGAGAGAGGUGAAAAUGUGGUUUCUACUGUGAAAUAUGAAUAUACAGUAAAGUCUAUGGGAAGUGGUGGUCUCAUUACAAAGGCCUCUGCGCUUGAAAGGCACUACUUCUCUCCAUUCAAUGUGAAGGGUGGAAAUUCUAAACUGAAAGCCAACUGGAACAUUGAGCUACUCAAACAGACCGACAUUGUUGGCAAACCUGUGACAGGUCAGGUGAAUAGCAGAGGUAAUCUGAUGUACAAGGCAGAGAAAGCUCUGGGGCCAAUGCCAAUUCUGAUGAUCAGUCUAACUAACCCAGCUCCUAAGAUUGCAGACUUGAUUAAACGUUUGGCUCAGGCUAACAUCUACCAAGUGAACGCUGCCACAAGUGCUGAUGUUCUUGAGCUUAUUCAACUGCUUCGUGCAACUAGUUAUGAAGAUCUGGAGCUUUUAUGGAAACAGUUAUCAGGAAAUGUUGAACACAGGAGGUGGUUUCUGGAUACAGUUGUUGAGGUGACAGAUGGAAGGGUACUCAAAUUCCUGAAGAACAGAUUCAAAGCUGAAGACAUUUCUGCAAAUGAGGCUGGCCAGGCAAUUCUGGUGGCAUUCAACCAUUUAUCUGCUGAAUCUGAAUUAGUAGAAAUGGCAAAGGAGUUUUUGACCAUCCCGUUUAGUAAGUCCCAUCUUAUGCUAUGGAACACCGUGAUCCUUUCAUACAGUUCUCUGGUAUACAGAUUCUGUGAUCGUGUGAAUCCCUGCCCAGUCCUCACAGUGCAGCCGCUGUUCGAUAUGGCCACUAAUGGACUCACUAAAGGCAUAGAUGAAGACAUGGUGAUUGCUCUGAAGGCCUUGGGAAACGCCGGACAUCCAUUAAGCCUUAAGACCAUAAUGAAGUUCCUUCCCGGAUUCUCUGUCAAAGCUGAUAGCCUCCCCACUAGGGUUCAGAGUGUGGCUGUGCAGUCCCUCCGACACCUUGCUAUUAGAGAUCCACAUAAUGUCCAGGACAUUGCACUAACCAUAGUUGCACGAAGGACUGUUCCUGCUGAAAUAAGAAUGUUAGCUUCUGUGAUCCUCCUGGAUACAAAGCCAUCUCUAGCACUGAUCUCCACACUGACUGGGCUUUUGCUCAAGGAAACAGACCGCCAAGUCUCAAGCUUCAUUUACUCACAACUCAGGGGCAUUGCAAGUUCACGCAUCCCUGAUGAUCAUUACCUAUCAACUGUUUGUAAUAUCGCAGUAAAAAUACUUUCUCGGAAGCUUGGUCGGCUAAGUUAUCGAUUUAGUAAGGCACUGCAUUUCGAUUGGUUCAGCGAUGAUCUUUUGACGGGCACAUCCAAAGCGCUGUAUUUGCUGAAAAAUGGUACAAGUGCCUUACCCACAGAAAUCAUUUCUAAUGGAAAGCUUUACUUCAUUGGAAGAGUAUUUCAACUUCUUGAUCUUGGUAUUCGUGCAGAGGGUCUCAAAGAGUUAUUCCCACAUAGACCUGGCAUUUCCAAGGAUUUUGGAGUUGCUGAUUUUGCAGAUAUCAUGAAAAUUCUUUCAGAUUGGCAGUCCCUCCAUAAAAAGAAACCUCUCUUAUCAGUAUUUGUGAGAUUCUUUGGGCAAGAGGUCUCAUUUUUUGAUUUAAAUCAAGAUGUUAUUCAAAGAAUCCUAAAGUCUGUGGGCCUUACUGCAAAUAAAGACAAUAAACUGUGGGAUUUGAUUCAACAACUACAAAAAGGAAUAUCAUGGCACUGGACAAAAGCAUUCCUUAUGUUUGAAACCAGAUUUGUUCAGCCAACUUGUCUUGGCCUCCCAGUUGAAAUCAGCAAAUAUUAUUCUAUAUUAGCAGCUGUUACGGUAAACGCAAAAGCUAACAUUGACCCACCUCUAAAAGAAAGCUUACAGGAAGUGAGAAAUGCAGAUAUUUUUGUGGAAACAGAUGGAUUUGCUGGAGUGGCAAUGGAUUAUUUUGUUUUCCAUGGGAUCAAUACAGAUCUCUUUCAGUCUGGUGUCCAGCUGAAUGGCAAGACAACCGUAUCUUUGCCUUGGAAAGCUGGCUUGAAAAAGAAUGUGAAAGAGAAGAAUUAUGAGGUCACUUUUCCCCCAUGCAAAAACCACACAGAGUUCUUCACAAUCAAAUACGACGUAUAUGCAGUGUCAAGAAAUAAUGACGAUCCAUCGAUGGCUAAAAUGACUCCUAUGAUACCAGAGCACAGAGAUCCUGAGCAAAGUUUCAAGAAAGACACAGAAUGUUCCAAAGAGUAUCAGUUAGAACCACUGGAGAUAUACCAACCAAAACUGAAGUACUGUGCAGAAUUAAGCUCUUAUGGAGCUGCAGUGUGCACUGAACUGGAAGCUAAACGGGUCCAAAACCUUAAAGACUAUCCUCUUUCCUACUUAUUGGGAUACACUCAGUUUGCAUGUCACCUUGAGCCAGUCAGGUCUGUUAAGCCUGUAGAAAAGAUCAAAAUCCAGAUCAGUGCUGCGCCUCAUAAACACAUUUCACACCAUGGUCAAAUGAUGACUGUCACUCAGGAAAAAUUCAAGGAUACUGAUGCCACUCCUGAACCUGUGACCAUCGUGAAAGUGCUGGCUCUCAGUCCUAAUGUGAAGCCGCUGGGUUAUGAGGCCGCUGUGUAUUACACACCAGACACACAGAAGGAUGAUAUAGAAGUCAUUAUAUCUGAGGCUGCUGAUGAGGCGAACUGGAAAAUAUGUGUUGAUGCCAAUAUUGACAAGCUUCAAGCAGGGGCAAAGACCCACUUCAGAUGGGGAGCUGAGUGUCAGUCAUAUGAAGUAGCAGUAAAGGUUUCUGCCAAAGAACAAUCAAAGCCCACUAUAAUUGCAGAAAUUAACUGGGGAGAUGUUCCUGCAUUAAUCCAAACAUUCGGCCAAAGUGUUCGGGAGUACGUCCCAGGUGUGUCCUAUGCCUGGGGGUUCAGCCAGAAACACGAGAAAAAUUCUGAACGUGAAAUUUCAGCUACGCUUCAGACUUCUGCUCAAGGAGGAUUUGAUCUUGAAGUCAAAAUCCCAGAGCUCACUGUGUCUCGCCAGGGAAUCUCCUCUCCAUUUGAUAAUGUAGGAAUUGAAAGUGCAACAUGUCCUGUAUAACCACUAUUUUACCUUUCCACUGUAUCACACUACACUGAUUACAUUUCCCAUCAAAGCCAAAUGUUCCCACUGUCAAGUGGUACAAAAUGAAGACUUCUAAGAGAGCUGUUAUUGCUAGAUCAUCUAUAAACCAAAAUGCACUUAUUUUAUUUCACGUUAUAAUUUGAGCGACAUUUUUAUGUAAUGUAUUAGAUGUCUAAAUUUUAUUGAAA
Molecule: messenger RNA, 3902 nt
Organism: Ictalurus furcatus (blue catfish)
Lineage: Eukaryota; Metazoa; Chordata; Actinopteri; Siluriformes; Ictaluridae
Gene: vtg3
Product: vitellogenin 3, phosvitinless
Exons: 25
Coding region: 1-3690 (1229 amino acids)
Biological process (GO): lipid transport
Molecular function (GO): lipid carrier activity
Source: RefSeq, a predicted model, not a curated record